AACGCCGACUGGUACGGCCCGACUACAAUGAUCAGAUCAGCCCUCCGCCUUCCGGCGCAGUACGCUGCGUCGUCGUCGUCGCGCGUCUCGGCGCGCGCGUUCGCGACCUCGGCCGUCUGGGCCAACGCCAACUCGGACCUCGUCAAGCGGCUCGAGGAGCAGCUGACGCCGCGCGAGGCCGUCGAGCGCAAGCGCAAGGAGAUGGAGGCGAAGUACGGCGACAAGCUCACGAAGCGCGUCAAGGAGGAAGGCGUGUCCAACCUCGAUGCGCUCAAGGAGCGCGUCGUUGCUCCCAGCGUCCUGGCCAAGAUCAAGGCCAAGAAGUACCGCGAGGAAGAGGCCGCCAAGGCUGAGAAGGCCCGUCUGGAAGAGGAGGAGCAGCGCGUGGCAGCGACGGCGGCCAAGGCUGAGGCAAGCGCUGAGAAGCGGGACGCAGCACGCAAGGCACAGGCCGAGGGCGACCGCUCCGGUGUCAAGCCAUUGUCGUCUAUCAUCAACCUUCCCCUCAUCCUCAUGACACCGCACGACGCCGCGGCCAUCGGGGAGAUCUGGAACACGUACCACCGCACCCACCCGACCCUCGCGUCGUCAUUCCUGUCCGCCUCGAUGCCACUAGCGACUUACGAGUCGAUUGUGUCUCUGGCACGGGAGAACCCAUUCUUCGUGCUCCCUCUCCCGCGUGGAAAGGACGGCGGUGAGAGCUCGUUUGAGAUGUUCUAUGUCCAGUGGCUCUUCCACCCGGCACCAAGUGCGCCCCCAACGACGGACCCCAAGGCCGACGCACCGCUGCCUCCCGUCACAAGCGCAAUCUUCACCCCGCUCGAGGAGUUCAAGAAGGCCGGCGAGUGGGCCCAGCCCUUCCUCACCCUCACGUUCUACCCCGACCUCGGGAACACGCACAGCACCGUCCUGCUCCGCGGCGAGAUCUCGCCCGUGUCCGCUGCGGGGCCCGCGGGGAGCGCCGAGAACCCGGGCUUCCUCCUUAGCCAGCAGGAGGCGCAGCUGCUCGACCUCGCACUCCAGCGCUUCUACUGCGCCGGGCUCGGCGCGGCGAACGAGGACUCGGUCCAGCGCGACGACCGCCUCAAGCGCGGACAGGCGUUGCGCGACUUCCGCGAGAAGCCGCAGGAGUGGGACUGGCAGGGCCUGAUCCAGAUGGCGUACGGCGGCCUCGCGUAGCGUCGCCGCCCCUUGCCUAGCGAGCGCGCCUGUCGCGCGCGCGCGAUAAUCAUCAUUUGCAUGCAUGUUUGUGGCAACAG
Molecule: messenger RNA, 1259 nt
Organism: Vanrija pseudolonga
Lineage: Eukaryota; Fungi; Basidiomycota; Tremellomycetes; Trichosporonales; Trichosporonaceae
Gene: ATP11
Product: Protein ATP11, mitochondrial
Exons: 3
Coding region: 28-1179 (383 amino acids)
Biological process (GO): mitochondrial proton-transporting ATP synthase complex assembly
Cellular component (GO): mitochondrion
Source: RefSeq, a predicted model, not a curated record